GGCGGCUGGCCAAUGGCGCGCGAGCCCCGCCGAGAGUAAUGUUAGAGAGCUGAAGACUGAAGACACUGCGUAUCGCCUGUGCUGCCUCAUACACAGCCAUUGCAGCGCAUUGAGAUCCAGCGAGAGUCACUAGAUCAGGAUCAGGAUCCUAUCAAGAUGGGGAAGGAUCCAACCAAACCCAGGGGGAAGAUGUCCUCCUAUGCCUAUUUUGUCCAGACCUGUCGGGAGGAGCACAAGAAGAAGCACCCCGAUGCUUCGGUCAACUUUGCCGAGUUCUCCAAGAAGUGCUCCGAGCGAUGGAAGACAAUGUCCGCCAAGGAGAAGGGCAAGUUUGAGGACCUGGCCAAGCAGGACAAGGCUCGCUAUGAGAGAGAGAUGAUGAGCUAUGUGCCAGCCAGAGGAAGCAAGAAGAAGAAGAAGUACAAGGACCCCAAUGCCCCCAAGAGACCUCCAUCUGCAUUCUUCAUCUUCUGCGGCGAGUUUCGCCCUAAAGUGAAGGGUGAGAGCCCCGGCCUGUCCAUCGGAGAUGUUGCCAAGAGGCUGGGCGAGAUGUGGAACAACACCUCUGCAGAGGACAAGCAGCCCUACGAGAAGAAGGCCGCCAAACUGAAGGAGAAGUACGAGAAGGAGGUCGCCGCGUAUCGUUCCAAGAGCAAAACAGGCGGCGGAGGACCAGCAAAAGCUCCUGCCAAGGCGGAGAAGAAGGACGAUGACGACGACGACGAGGAUGAAGACGACGAGGAGGAGGAGGAUGACGAUGAUGAGGAUGAUGACGAGUAGGCAGCGAUACAAAUAUAGUGGUCAUUUUCUUGUUUAUAAAGCAUUUAACCCCCUUGUACACACUUCAUUUAUGGAAAGAAAAUACAUUAGUAUCCAAGGGGUAAAAACAAAAAAACCAACAAAAAAGGCUGUGUAUAUCAGUUGUUUUUAUGCUGUACAGUUUUUUUUUCUCCUUUUUGUAUAGUUAACACUACACAAGUAUCGUGUCUGUAUCUUUCUGCCAGUCGUAUUUCCCAGUGGUAGUUCCUAGACCACUAUCCUGCCUGGUACAGUGUAAAGGGGUGGACAUACAGUAUUUACCUUUAGCUAGAGGUGCACAGCACAUAAAAACGUUCUGAGUUAGAUCUGAGUGUUUUUUCUUCUUUUUUUUUUUCCUUCUUUACCUGUGUGUUUUUAUUUUGGAAAUGACAUGUUAUCAAAAUUGACGUAUCACAGUUGUUUUACUGAUCUUUAUGUACCACUGUAAUAGCAAGAAUAAGAAAAAAGAACGCCUUGUUUAUUGUUGAAAUUUAAAUUGCUUCUGAUGUCAAUAAACAUUUUUUUUUUU
Messenger RNA from Salarias fasciatus (jewelled blenny), 1327 nucleotides. RefSeq names its product high mobility group box 1a (gene hmgb1a). Gene Ontology annotation, cellular component: nucleus. Gene Ontology annotation, biological process: regulation of transcription by RNA polymerase II. The transcript has 5 exons. The coding region runs from base 157 to 780 and encodes 207 amino acids. Gene Ontology annotation, molecular function: DNA binding. The record is from RefSeq and is a predicted model, not a curated record. NCBI's taxonomy places the organism in Eukaryota, Metazoa, Chordata, Actinopteri, Blenniiformes, Blenniidae.